GGCAAUUUCAACUCCAGAAAACUUUUUAAAUUUUGUUGGUUUAAAUGAAGAAGCAAAUAUUGAACAGUCAUUAAAUAAAAAUACAUAUGAACUAAUGCUUUGUAUACAUGUAAUUAGAGGCUGUGUGAAGAGAUGCAAGUGGCCUAGUGAUUCUGAUAUUGCAAAGAAGGGAAAUUUUGUCCAUCCAUUGAGUGAUUCUCUUAAGAAAAUAUUUUAUAGAAAUCCUGCUGCGCAGUGUAUAGUUCCUUCAUUACAUCAAAUAUUUCUAUUAGUUAGAACUUUAAAUGCCCUUCAUGAUCCAGCAAUCCAGGCAAAAAUUCAUCCAAGUUUCUUACGUGCCUUAGACAUCAGUGAAACAGAUAAGUACAAUAUUUUAGGAACUGCCUAUAUAGACAACUUGCAACGACCAAAAACCAUAAUUGAACGCAUGAAUACUUUCAUUCAUUCAGCUUAUGAUAGUUGUCUGCACAUCCUUGGAGGCGCAGUGGAAAAUCUCUCUAUUGAUUUUUAUACAGUUCCUUCACUUUCGAAACUUAUCAUGGAAGGUUUGUUUACUAAUAUUCAGUAUAUGUCAGACUCCAGACUCAGGCUUUUAAUUCGUGUGUUUUUGCGACCAUUUUUUCUUCAAUGUCCUGCAUUGGCAUAUGAUGAAAUCAUGACGGUCUUAUCUGAAUUUUGUCCAUUCAUGCUUAAAAGACUUUCUACUAGAUGGGAAAAGUUCAGAUUAAGAUAUGGAACAAGUGAAGAGCAGUUCACUGAAUGGCAAGAAAUUCUGGAUGAUGAAUUACAGCGUAUUUUGACUAGAGAAUAUAUAUCUUUCCUGGGGGAUUUGUUGCACAGUAAAUAUACGAGCAAUAAUUCUGUUGAAGAUGCCAUGGAUGAUGACAGUAAAGAAUAUUCGAAUGUUCCUAUGAAAACCAUUUCUGAACUUGGACAGAAGAUUAUGACAUCAGAGAAUGUACGCACUGUUGUUAUAUGUACUGCCUUUGAUGCCAUGCACUGGUUAGAUACUUCAACAAAUAUUAAAUCUGUACUGUUGUGUGAAUUAAUAUUUAAAAAGGUAAAUUAUCUAUUAUCUUUGCAUCAAUGGCAGAAU
Molecule: messenger RNA, 1096 nt
Organism: Stegodyphus dumicola
Lineage: Eukaryota; Metazoa; Arthropoda; Arachnida; Araneae; Eresidae
Gene: Ranbp21
Product: exportin-5-like protein Ranbp21
Biological process (GO): RNA export from nucleus; protein export from nucleus
Cellular component (GO): nucleus; RNA nuclear export complex; cytoplasm
Molecular function (GO): nuclear export signal receptor activity; RNA binding; small GTPase binding
Source: RefSeq, a predicted model, not a curated record